Molecule: messenger RNA, 1260 nt
Organism: Brassica napus (rape)
Lineage: Eukaryota; Viridiplantae; Streptophyta; Magnoliopsida; Brassicales; Brassicaceae
Product: glycosyltransferase BC10-like
Exons: 2
Coding region: 85-1218 (377 amino acids)
Cellular component (GO): membrane
Molecular function (GO): glycosyltransferase activity
Source: RefSeq, a predicted model, not a curated record
UAUUAUAUAUAUGAACACAUAAAUUUGGAGUACUUGAAUGACGUACGUAGAUCAAGCCAAAUAACUACACCCAAACAAAACAAUAUGAAGAAGCAAAAGUUCACAGCCUUUGUUAAAGAACUAAACGUACGCAUGAAGAAAGAACCGAUCACUCUCCGAUACAUUCACAUCCUUGGCACAGUUGUCUUCUUCACCUCCAUCUCAUCUCUUGUCAUCCUCCUCGCUCUUUACCUCAACCAACGACUCCAAACUUCUCUCUUCUUCCAAAACGAUCAUCUCUCAUCCAAUCCUCUCACUUCUCCUUCUCUUUCUCCUCCUCCUCCACAUGGCAGUGACAUGUCGGACGAAGAGCUAAUGCGGCGAGCAGCAAUUGCACCACGUGAAGCGGUGAUGAAUGAGACUCAUCCAAAGGUUGCCUUCAUGUUUCUGACGAGGUGGAACUUGCCGUUGUCCCCUCUUUGGGAAAUAUUCUUCAGUGGCCAUGAAGAUUUUUAUUCCAUUUAUGUUCAUACAUCGCCUGAGUUCACAGAGGAGCCACCAGAAUCUUCCGUAUUUUACAAGAAACGCAUACCAAGCAAGGCCGUUGAAUGGGGAAGAUCGUCCAUGAUGGACGCAGAGCGGCGUCUUUUAUCGCACGCGCUUCUAAAACCAUCGAACGCUCGCUUCGUCCUCCUCUCCGAGACAUGCAUCCCUCUCUUUAACUUCACCACAGUCUACACUUACCUCAUGGGCUCCACUCGCUCUUUCCUCGGCUCAUUCGACGACCCAAGGCCCAUGGGCCGAGGCCGUUACAACCCCAAAAUGCUCCCGCACGUGUCUCUCUCCGACUGGCGGAAAGGAAACCAGUGGUUCGAGCUCUCACGGAGAGUCGCCGCCGAGAUCAUCUCCGAUCACCGGUAUUACAAUGUCUUUAAGGAUCACUGCCGCCCGCCGUGUUACAUCGACGAGCAUUAUAUUCCGACAUUGGUUAACAAAAUAUGCCCGGAGAUGAAUUCGAACCGGACAGUGACGUGGGUGGAUUGGUCAAGGGGUGGGUCCCAUCCAGCGAGGUUUGUGAGGAAGGAUAUCCGGGUCGGGUUCUUGGAUAGGAUCCGGUUUGGGUCGAAUUGUAGCUACGAGGGUGAGGUGACGAACGUGUGUUUUCUAUUUGCAAGGAAGUUUCAUGUGAGCACUCUCGAGCCUCUCGUGAAGAUUGCUCCAUAUUUGUAUGGAAUUUAAAACUUUAAAUCAUUGGUAAUAAAUAAUGUAUUUAAACUAAAA